This is a messenger RNA of Plenodomus lingam JN3, 627 nucleotides long. The record is from RefSeq and is a predicted model, not a curated record. NCBI's taxonomy places the organism in Eukaryota, Fungi, Ascomycota, Dothideomycetes, Pleosporales, Leptosphaeriaceae.
AUGAUUUUAGCUGUAUUCUCAAUAUUCUUUGGAUUUAUAACAAAGGAUAUGUUUAUAGGAUUGGGUUCAGGAUUCUUUUCAGAUAAUGCUUUAUUUAUACAUCCUUCUCAUGAGAUAAUGUUAGAUACUGAAUUUGGAGUGCCAACUCUAUUUAAACUAUUACCUUUAUUAUUUACUAUUUCAUUAAGUGUAAUAGCCAUAGUGUUGUCUGAAUACUUAUCUACAAUAUUAAUAUAUUUCAAAUUAUCUAGAGUAGGUUAUAACGUAUUUAGUUUCUUUAACCAACGUUUCUUAAUAGAGUUAUUUUAUAACAAGUACAUUACUGGUACUAUACUAAACCUUGGUGGACAAACUACUAAAGUUAUAGAUAAAGGAUCCGUAGAGUAUAUGGGACCAUAUGGACUAAAGAAAGGUAUAUUGAAUAUAAGUAAAAAUAUUGCUAGAUUGAGUACAGGAGUUAUAACAUCUUAUGCAUUAUACACCUUGAUAGGGUUAAUAGCUUAUCUUUUAUGUAUUUCAUUUCCUAAGGCUACUAAUUUUAUACUUUUACUAGUCUUUACUGGAGGUUUAGCCAUAUAUGGACGUAAAUCUCUUGGACCGGUUAUUAGUUAUGAGAUCCGUUUCUAG